AUGGAAGAAGCAAUGAGGAGACUCGGUUGUCUCACCCAAGCACCCGAAUCUGACCCUCUCCUUAACACCUCCGCCAUUUCCAAGAGAUGCACCACCUCAACAGCCAAGAGGUCUCACAAAGACGGUGCUAGUAAUAGUGGCACCAUGAGAUACCGCGGAGUCCGCCGCCGUCCGUGGGGCCGCUAUGCGGCUGAAAUAAGAGACCCUCAGUCCAAAGAAAGGCGUUGGCUUGGUACAUUUGACACGGCAGAGGAAGCUGCUUGUGCUUAUGACUGUGCAGCCCGAGCGAUGCGCGGUGUCAAAGCUAGAACCAACUUUGUCUACCCUACUUCUCCUUCACAUGAUACUCUCAUCCCUCCUUUUCACUACUCAAAAUCAUCAUCCCAACCAGCCUUUCAAUCUUCUCGCUCCAGCCCACAUCUUGCUGAUCACUUCUCUGGAUCAGCAAAUCAAAGAAAUACCACUAGUAAUUCUGUUAACAUGCUGUUCUUUCGUGACCUUUUCAACUCUUCAUCUACAAACUCAUCAAUACUUACUUCUUCAAGCACUUUGCCUUUGUAUGAGCAAGGACCCUUUGCCGACCUCAACUUCUCCAACUCCCUCAUGGGCAAUCAAUCUUGUAAUAACAACCUUACUGCUCCAAAAACCAUUGAUUCCCUUUCUACUACUUUUAGCCUGCAACGAAAGUUUGACGAAUACCAACAAACAGUUUGUUCAGGAGUUCCAACUUCCAGCACAAGUAAUAACCAAGUUGAGUGCAUGGAUUUUUUCCCCUCAGAGCCGUCAGAUUCAGGACUGCUGCAAGAAAUCAUCCAAGGGUUUUUACCGAAAGAGAAAAAGAUAGUAAAGUCUGAACCCGAGUUGGCUUUGGUGGAUUCUUUUGCUGCUUCGUCUUCUUCUGCAGUUACUACUGAUGUUUCCAUGAAUCUUUCAUUGGAAGGUGGCGGGUUGAAGAGGAGGAUAGGAGAUGCUGCUUAUUUGGAUUGCCACGUUCCACUUCCACAGCUGUUGGACAAUUUCAGUGCUGUUGUCCCGCCACAGCCUAUUCCAUUUUACAGUGAGAUUUAUCAUCCGGCUGAGAAUGUUCAAGGGUCACAAGAAUGCAUGUUGGGAUUGGGAGAAGGAUUUCAUCAGUACCCGGACCUCCUUGGUGCCUUUGCUGCUGCCAAGAUGCAGAAUGCUUGA
This is a messenger RNA of Coffea eugenioides, 1185 nucleotides long. Its product is annotated as ethylene-responsive transcription factor ESR2-like. The transcript has a single exon. Gene Ontology annotation, molecular function: DNA-binding transcription factor activity; DNA binding. Lineage: Eukaryota; Viridiplantae; Streptophyta; Magnoliopsida; Gentianales; Rubiaceae. Gene Ontology annotation, biological process: regulation of DNA-templated transcription. The coding region runs from base 1 to 1185 and encodes 394 amino acids. The record is from RefSeq and is a predicted model, not a curated record.